GGGCGCAGAGAGGCUGGGCUUGCUCGGCGCAGCAGCUCCGGAGGUCGCGCUGGGCUGGGAGUGCCGGCGGGGCCGCGGCCGGGGCUAUGUUGGGCAAGGAUUACAUGCUGGCCAUCAUUCUGGUCAACUGCGACGAUGACUUGUGGGGGGACCAGAAUCUGGAGGGGGAACCAGGCCUGCCCCCUGGCUGGAGGAAAAUCCGCGAUGCUGCUGGUACUUAUUACUGGCAUGUACCCAGCGGUAGCACCCAGUGGCAGCGCCCAACCUGGGAAUCAGGAGAUGCAGAGGACCCAGGCAAGGGGUCGGAAAGGAUUUGGGGACUGCGCCCCCCGAAAGGACGAUCCUUUUCCAGCCUGGAGAGCUCACUGGACCGAAGUAGCCCUCUGUCUUGGUAUGGUGAAGAAUCCUACAUCCAAAGCCUGGAGCCAGGAGCGAAGUGCUUUGCUGUCCGCUCUCUGGGAUGGGUAGAGGUACCCGAAGAGGACCUGGCCCCUGGGAAGAGCAGUAUUGCAGUUAAUAACUGCAUCCAGCAGCUGGCCCAGACCCGCAGCCGCAGCCAGCCUCCAGACAGUGCCUGGGGCGAGGGCCAGAACAUGCUGAUGAUCCUGAAGAAGGACGCCAUGAGCCUGGUGAAUCCACUGGACCACAGUUUGAUCCACUGCCAGCCUCUGGUGCACAUCCGUGUGUGGGGCGUGGGCAGCUCCAAGGGUCGUGACAGCCCCAUCUCUGCCUCUGCCAGGGACUUCGCUUUUGUGGCGGGUGACAAAGACAGCUGUAUGCUCAAAUGUCAUGUAUUCCGCUGUGAUGUCCCUGCCAAGGCCAUUGCCAGUGCCCUACAUGGUCUCUGCGCCCAGAUCCUGUCAGAGCGAGUAGGGGUCAGUAAUGAUGGCUCUUGCUGCUCCCUGGACCCCAUUUCUCCUGAAGACCUACCGCGGCAAGUGGAGCUGUUGGAUGCGGUGAGCCAGGCUGCUCAGAAGUAUGAGGCACUGUACAUUGGGACCCUGCCAGUCCCCAAAGCCAUGGGCAUGGACGUGCUGAACGAGGCCAUUGGUACCCUCACCGUCCGGGGGGACCGGAGCACCUGGGUGCCUGCCAUGAUCAGUGUAUCUGAUUCUCUCAUGACUGCACAUCCCAUUCAGGCAGAGGCCCGUGCAGAGGAGGAACCACUGUGGCAAUGCCCUGUGCGCCUCAUGACCUUCAUUGGUGUUGGCCGUGACCCACACACCUUCGGCCUCAUCGCCGACCUGGGCCAUCAGAGUUUCCAGUGUGCAGCUUUCUGGUGCCAGCCCCAUGCAGGCGGACUCUCCGAAGCUGUGCAGGCUGCCUGUAUGGUUCAGUACCAGAAAUGUCUUGUGGCCUCUGCAGCUCGAGGCAAGGCCUGGGGUGCUCAGGCCCGUGCCCGCCUGCGGCUCAAGCGGACCAGCUCCAUGGACUCCCCAGGAGGCCCCCCGCCUCUCCCCCUGCUCAAAGGAGGGGUUGGGGGUGCAGGAGCAGCACCUCGAAAGCGGGGUGUCUUCUCUUUUCUUGAGGCCUUCAGGCUGAAACCUUCUCUGCUCCAUAUGUCCUAA
This is a messenger RNA of Lepus europaeus (European hare), 1568 nucleotides long. It is a transcript of the gene APBB3, whose product is annotated as amyloid beta precursor protein binding family B member 3. The transcript has 13 exons. The record is from RefSeq and is a predicted model, not a curated record. Gene Ontology annotation, biological process: regulation of DNA-templated transcription. Gene Ontology annotation, molecular function: transcription factor binding; amyloid-beta binding. NCBI's taxonomy places the organism in Eukaryota, Metazoa, Chordata, Mammalia, Lagomorpha, Leporidae. The coding region runs from base 87 to 1568 and encodes 493 amino acids. Gene Ontology annotation, cellular component: nucleus; cytoplasm.